Messenger RNA from Phyllostomus hastatus (greater spear-nosed bat), 2866 nucleotides. It is a transcript of the gene ALDH5A1, whose product is annotated as aldehyde dehydrogenase 5 family member A1. The transcript is spliced from 10 exons. Gene Ontology annotation, biological process: GABA catabolic process. The coding region runs from base 43 to 1632 and encodes 529 amino acids. The record is from RefSeq and is a predicted model, not a curated record. Lineage: Eukaryota; Metazoa; Chordata; Mammalia; Chiroptera; Phyllostomidae. Gene Ontology annotation, molecular function: succinate-semialdehyde dehydrogenase (NAD+) activity.
UCCCGGCGCGCGCGCGCUUGCCUGCUUCCUGCCGCCGGGGCCAUGGCGACCUGCUUGCGGCUGCAGCGCUGCGGGGCCCCGCGCCUCCGACCCGCGCUCCCGGGCCGCGGCCUCCGCCCCCGCGCCGGAUGCUGGGCACCGCGGCCGGCCGAGCUCCGUGCCUACGCCCCAGGCCUGAGCGGCCUCCCUGAGGCGUUGCUGCGCACCGACAGCUUCGUGGGCGGCCGCUGGCUCCCGGCCGCCGCCACCUUCCCCGUGCUCGACCCCGCCAGCGGCGCCGAGCUGGGCCGGGUGGCCGACUGCGGGGCGCCCGAGGCCCGCGCCGCAGUGCGCGCCGCCUACGAUGCUUUCUGCAGCUGGAGGGGCUUCUCGGCCAAGGAGAGGAGCUCAGUGCUUCGGAAGUGGUACGACUUAAUGAUACACAACAAGGACGACCUUGCCAAGAUCAUCACCGCCGAAAGCGGGAAGCCGCUGAAGGAGGCGCAGGGGGAGGUCCUGUACUCGGCGCACUUCCUGGAGUGGUUCUCGGAGGAAGCCCGCCGCGUGUACGGCGACGUCAUUGGCACCCCCGCCAAGGAGAAGCGGGCCCUGGUGCUCAAGCAGCCGCUGGGCGUGGCCGCCGUCAUCACGCCGUGGAACUUCCCCAGCGCCAUGAUCACCCGCAAGGUGGGGGCCGCCCUGGCAGCCGGCUGCACCGUCGUGGUGAAACCCGCCGAGGACACGCCCUUCUCAGCCCUGGCCCUGGCCGAGCUCGCCCUCCGGGCCGGCGUCCCUCCCGGGGUCUACAACGUGGUGCCCUGUUCCCGGCAGAAGGCCAAGGUCGUGGGGGAGGCGCUUUGCACUGACCCGCUCGUGUCCAAAAUUUCCUUCACCGGCUCCACGGCCACCGGAAAGGUGCUGCUGCACUACGCAGCCGACUCCGUGAAGAGGGUGUCCAUGGAGCUGGGCGGCCUCGCCCCCUUCAUCGUGUUCGACAGCGCCGACGUGCACCAGGCCGUGGCGGGGGCCAUGGCCUCCAAGUUCAGGAACUCCGGGCAGACCUGUGUCUGCUCGAACCGCUUCCUGGUGCAGCGGGGCAUCCAUGACGCCUUCGUGACGAAGUUUGCCGAGGCGAUGAGCACCCACCUGCGCGUGGGCCACGGGCUCGAGGAGAGGACGACCCAGGGCCCGCUGAUCAACGAGAAGGCCGUCGAAAAGGUGGAGAAGCACGUGAGUGACGCCCUCUCCAAAGGCGCUACCGUGGUGACCGGCGGGAAGCGGCACCGACUUGGAAGGAAUUUCUUUGAGCCCACCCUGCUCAGCCACGUCACCCCGGACAUGCUGUGCUCCCGCGAGGAGACCUUCGGGCCUCUGGCACCGGUCAUCAAGUUCGACACGGAGGAGGAGGCCGUGGCGAUCGCCAACGCGACCGAUGUCGGGUUAGCAGGUUACUUUUACUCCCAGGACCCGGCCCAGAUCUGGCGGGUGGCGGAGCGGCUGGAGGUCGGCAUGGUGGGCGUCAACGAGGGGCUCAUCUCCUCCGUGGAGUGCCCGUUCGGCGGCGUGAAGCAGUCCGGCCUGGGGCGGGAGGGCUCCAAGUACGGCAUCGACGAGUACCUGGAGGUCAAGUACGUGUGCUUCGGGGGCUUGUAGGUCCCCCUCGUCUCCGGAGGACGAGGAGGAAGGUGGCCCACAUACACGCCAACGUGCCAUCCCUUAGUCUAGACCGUCGAGUGUGUGAACUACGAGUUUUGUGACGCUCGUCCAGCCCUCCAGAUCUCCAACAGAGGGGCCCCCGCCCUGCCCCCCACCUAACGAGGGACCAACGGGGCCGCGUGCCGGGGCUGCAGGCUCCCCGAGAACCCACCACGGGGCAGCGUCCUGGGAGGGGAGGCCCGUCACGUGGCUCCGGGGGAGCUCGGACCCAGAGGAGAGCAUCCCCUGGCCUACCGCGUGCUGCGUGCACCCCAGGGCCGAGAGGGGUUUUUAACUUCCAAGCGGCUGCGGGGAACAGCACUGUUCCGUGACACAAGAGACCGGUGUGCGACUCAGACGUUGGCGUCCGCACGUGCGACGUCGGGGAGCCCACCGCGCCCCUCCACUCACUUGCUGCAGAGAGAGUGUGGCUCACCGAGCCUCAGACGGCCACUCUGGCUCCUGACGGGCGGAUUCACACCCCGACCCAGACCAGGAGGGGAGCGGGACCCGCCCGCACCUCUCAGGCGUCACCUUUUGCUGAAGCACCUGCUAUACAGAGUGUCCUCUGGGGUCACGCCAGUGAGCCCUCACCAGGAGCGCCCCCCCUCGCCCCCCCGGCCAACGAUCACGGGACUCGGACGACAUUACGCAGGUGCCCGGGUUCCCUGGCCUCGGGGGAGCACUUCCUCAUGUGCCACCCCCCCACACACACACACAGAGACCCCGACCUCCCACAGCCACCGCACCUGUCGCCGCUGCCCCUUCGCGCGGCCGUCCGGUGCGAUGUCCUGCCCAGUGUCCUCCCUCCUUCCUUGUCCACCUGUGCUCCCGCGGGGAGACUGGUGGGCGACCCAAAGCGCCACGUCUGUUUUAUUGCCGACACACCGACUCCGAGCCGUGCCGCGUGCCGGCCUUCUCCGAGGGCCGGGGGCCGGGGCCCGGGGGCUCGAUUCCUCGUGUCCCACCGUCUUAGACAGCGUUUCCCCGGAACAGUGUUGAUGCUGUGCCUGUCUCCAUGCCACACUUUGUGGGACAAAACCUGGGAACUACUGGGAAGCGUGCAAAUGUUUCGUUUUUUAAGCAACUGCACAUACUCAUGUUUUUCCAGGUUUGAUAAUUGUGUAUGUGUAUCGAUGUGUACCAGCGUCAGCAGAACUGUGCGUAAUUAAUAAAUGUUGAAUUCACAGGA